AUGUGGCAUACACUGAGAUUAAACGCGCUAUUGAUUGCCUCUUCGUAUACCACCGCAAGGGUUGCCGAGAUAUUCGCCAAUCAGAGAGAGCUGGAGAAGCAGACUAAGCUUUUGACGCAACACACGGAGGUUCUAUCCAAAGAGACCGAUCAGUGGCAAAACAUGGUGGAGAGCUUCAACGAUGCACUCAAGGAAAUUGGAGACGUUGAGAACUGGGCACGCGUGAUGGAGAAUGAUCUGAAAAUCAUUGCGGAUGUGGUGAAACAAGUCAACAAAGAGCCUGAGCCCGAGGAAGAGCUGUCGGAAUAG
Sphaeroforma arctica JP610 is the source of this 309-nucleotide messenger RNA. RefSeq lists its product as hypothetical. The record is from RefSeq and is a predicted model, not a curated record. The coding region runs from base 1 to 309 and encodes 102 amino acids. The transcript has 4 exons. NCBI's taxonomy places the organism in Eukaryota, Ichthyosporea, Ichthyophonida. Gene Ontology annotation, biological process: endosomal transport. Gene Ontology annotation, cellular component: BLOC-1 complex.